GGAGGCGGCGGGGACGGGCGGGCGGCAGCCGGGGCCGCACCGGGCUCGCCAUGGACUACUCCUACCUCAACUCCUACGAGUCCUGCGUGGCAGCCAUGGAGGCGAGCUACGAGUUCAGCCCCUGCAGCCAGGCGGGCUCCUUCCAGUACAGCCCCAUGCGGGGGGGCUUCGGGCCUGCGCCCGCCUGCGCCCCCCUCGCCUCCGCCAGCUGCGCCCUGGGCGCCCUCCGCGACCACCAGCCCUCGCCCUACUCGGCAGUUCCCUACAAAUUCUUCUCGGACCCGUCUGGGAUCAACGAGAAGCGGAAGCAGCGGCGGAUCCGCACGACGUUCACCAGCUCGCAGCUGAAGGAGCUGGAGCGGGUCUUUGCCGAGACUCACUACCCCGACAUCUACACCCGAGAGGAGCUGGCGCUCAAGAUCGACCUCACCGAGGCGCGGGUGCAGGUGUGGUUCCAGAACCGUCGAGCCAAAUUCCGCAAGCAGGAGCGCGCCGCCAACGCCAAGGGUGCCAGCGGCACCGGCAGCAGCGGGAAGAAGUCGGAGCCCCGCUCCUCCUCCGAAGACGACGAAUCCAAGGAGUCCAACUGCAGCCCGACCCCCGACAGCACGGCCUCGCUGCCUGCCGCCGCUCUCGGCAGUCCCGGCGGCAGCCUGAGCCCCAGCCCCGGCGCGGGGGCGCCCCUGGGACCCGGCCAUGCCCCCCAGCCCCUCAAGGCGCCGCUCUGGGCGGGGGUGGGGGGCGGCAGCGGAGCCCCCAACACGGCCGAGCUGCUGAAGGCCUGGCAGCCCACCGAGGCUGUGCCGGGACCCUUCUCCGGCGUCCUCUCCUCCUUCCAUCGGAAACCGAACGGCAUCAAGACAAACCUCUUCUGAUCGCCGAGCCACCGGAUCCGCCUGCCCCCCGAACCCCCUCGGCCCCCGCCCUGCCCCCUGCGCCCACCGCCCCCAGCACGGAGCCACCGCGCCGCUCCAGCGAGCGGGGACAGGGAGCGGGACCGGCCCUGCCCCUCCCGGACCCUGCGUGAGUGGGGGCAGCUCCCGGCGACACCCGUGGGUGCUGCGGGACCGCGGGGGCGCCAGGCGGGGACAGCAGCCCAUGCUCAGCCAGAGUGGCCCUGGCAGAGCCUGCGGGUGGGGGCAGAUGUGGGGCUCCCACAGCGCUGCGGGUGCUCCAGCAGAGCCCCCUCGAUGGUCGGUGCCGCCGGGCUGGGGGCAGGAUGCACUUUAUGGGGGGUUCUGGGCUCACCGGGGUGGGCAGCGCCCGGCACUCCGCUAGGGAGACGGCCCUUGGUGCGGGGAGGAGCUGAUUCCACCCAGAUCCCGCCUGCUGGCAUGGAUAACCCCGGCAGGGAAGCGGUCACCCACCCCACCCCGAGGGCUGUGGGCAGCAAAUGCGGGGCUGGGAGGUUCAGCGCUCUCCUGUAUCGCUGCAGGCGCUGCCAGGGGGGACAGGGAGCCAGAACUGCCGGGGUGAGGUGCCCCCCUCGGGAGGGUGAUGUGGGAUGGAGCCCUGGAACAGCCAGUGGGAUGGAACCCUGGCUGUGGGAUGGAGCCCUGGCACAGCCAGUGGGAUGUCUGGGAGCAGCCAGCACCCCUUGUCAGCAGCAGGGUGGGUGCUCCCACUGAAGCUGGCACCCCCCACACCCCCCAAAAGUUCCCGAGUCGGCGGUGGUGCUGGGGGUGCCCAGCCACCCACGACACCCUGCUGCUGUGCUGGUGGGUUUUUUGUGGCAUGGUGAGGAUGCUGGCAGCCCAUCCAUGGAUCCCUGUCCCCCCUGUAUCCCUCCCAGCUCCCCCGAGGUGGGUUCCCCACUUUUCUUUCGU
Messenger RNA from Zonotrichia leucophrys gambelii, 1826 nucleotides. It is a transcript of the gene PHOX2A, whose product is annotated as paired like homeobox 2A. Gene Ontology annotation, biological process: regulation of transcription by RNA polymerase II. The transcript has 3 exons. The coding region runs from base 51 to 875 and encodes 274 amino acids. Lineage: Eukaryota; Metazoa; Chordata; Aves; Passeriformes; Passerellidae. Gene Ontology annotation, molecular function: DNA-binding transcription factor activity, RNA polymerase II-specific; RNA polymerase II transcription regulatory region sequence-specific DNA binding. The record is from RefSeq and is a predicted model, not a curated record.